Molecule: messenger RNA, 1116 nt
Organism: Protopolystoma xenopodis
Lineage: Eukaryota; Metazoa; Platyhelminthes; Monogenea; Polystomatidea; Polystomatidae
Source: the annotation of a GenBank genome assembly
AUGGAGAAACUUCUUGUUGAUGCCAAAAAAUGCCAAAAAUGCCCAAAUUUUGAUGGCGAUGCUAGCGAUGAAGAAUCUGCCGGAGAAAUGAUAUGGGAAAAGCCGUCUUUCACACGAGAUAUGAUCAAGUUACAUCUUAAGAACAAGAAGAGGCGCAUACAUUCAAGCUCUUUCAGUCAUUCAGGCACCAAUGGGCUUACAUUAAAUGGGGUUCUUUCGGAUAGAGAUAGUCUCGUUAAUGCUCUGCAAAAAGUUCAGAUCACUGGCUCGCGUAUUCCAUAUAGCAAAAACAGCAAGAAAUCACGCAAUGCCUCUCGGCCUUCUCCAAAAAAGCGUAACGCCCCACGUAUCGGCGACGAUCUUGACGAAAUAGAGCUUGACCAUAAUGACCCAGAUUACGACUCGGAGUUGAAUGUAUUCUAUGAUGAGCUUAGGCCCUUCCUCCCCGAUGAUGAAUUUGAUGAGAUGGUUAAUUCUUUACUAAGAGAAUUUUUUGAACAUGGGCAGACCUCAGAAGUCAUCUCAUCCUUGUCAGGACUUAAUCUUUCUCCUUCACAAUGCCGAAGGCUACCCUAUUUAGCCAUCACUCUUGCUCUUGAAUUUAAACUUUCACAAUGUGAGCUGACUUCCACCCUGCUUUCGGAUAUGUAUAAUGUCCUCAUCAGUCCUGCACAUAUGCAACAGGGUUUCCGCCUCGUUCUGGAAGAGCUGCCCGACAUUACCAUCGAUGUCCCCAAGGCUCCCGAGUUCGUUGGUCGUUUCAUUGCACGCGCAGUUGCUGACGACAUUCUUCCUCCGCGUUUUGUUUAUUCGCACCGAAGUGAUCCUAGUUCAACCCACAUUGGAAAAAUUGUGGCACAAUCUUUGCAGCACCCACGCACACUAUCUGAUAAUGGAAUUGAGACUGAGCGAACCUCGAUAGAUAACGCUCCAUUGUUCACCCAGUCAGCAGAACACGUUAUUAGCGCCAAUGGCCGUUGUGCAACCCGUAGCAACAGUGGCGGUGACUCCGCUAUAGGAACGGAUUCAUUAGAGAAUGACGCUCGCACGACUAACAGCAGCGGAGUGAGUUCGGCGAUGGGUGAUGGUAGUCUGUCGGCUUCUACAUCUUCUGCU